Molecule: messenger RNA, 2801 nt
Organism: Thalassophryne amazonica
Lineage: Eukaryota; Metazoa; Chordata; Actinopteri; Batrachoidiformes; Batrachoididae
Gene: armc2
Product: armadillo repeat containing 2
Exons: 17
Coding region: 65-2539 (824 amino acids)
Biological process (GO): sperm axoneme assembly; cilium organization
Molecular function (GO): protein binding
Source: RefSeq, a predicted model, not a curated record
UAUAUACAACAACUCGCAUGAUAUCAAACUACUGAGUGUCUUGGCAAAUGUCUCGCAGUCCUAAAUGGCCUGUAUGGAGAGGAAAAAUGAGAUUUGCAGUCCGUUCAUCCCACGCAACAAGGCUUUGAGGAAAACAUGUGCAGAAAUAGUCAGUGAAGCAAGACAAUACUUACAAGUCCAAUCCACCAAGCGACCUUUUACUCCCAGAAAUGGUCAGAGAUUGUUGUUUGAGCACAGUUCUGUUCGCGUAAACCAUGAGAGCAGACCUCCAUCUACCUUCAGUAUUCGUGCUCAACACUUCGAUGCCCCUGACUCCAGGCCAAGUUCAGGCACUCGCCUCCCUCCCCUUGACCAUAAGCCAAAGAUCCCAGUCCUGUUCUGUGCUGAGGAUCCAGUGAAGGUCUUUCCAAAACCACCCCCCUACCCACUGGAAGGGAAGAAGCAGUUGACGGGGCCCCGAGCACGACUUGUUAGAGCUGGAUCUCUCACCAUACUGCCUUCUCUAGAUGGACACAAAGAUGUAAAAGAGAGAUGGACUCCAGACCCUGAACAAAAGCAGCCAUUAGUUGGAUACUUUCCCCGUACAGACCUAACCAAGGUCUACUGUGGUCUCCGUAAGAUCGGCCCUCACAGGACAUCAAGUGAAAGCAGAAUAAAGCGACCUGAUGUUAACUUGGGAUCAGCAAAUGGCAGAAAAGGAUGGACAACAGAGCCGUUCAAUGGAGACAAAACCGCAGGCGCACAGGGUGAUGCAGAGUCAUUGCUGUGGAAACACCGGCUCGCUGCUCUUCUCCAACAGCUGGAGACGGCGGCUGCAGGCAGUCCUGAGGGAUCAGUGGACCAUCUGAGUGAUUUGUGCAACCAUCUCCACAGCAUCUUAUCAGAAGCAGACAUGCUCGGCCAACGUUGUAAGGAGAGGUCAGGGAUUCUGCGCGCACUGUUCCACCUCAUCAACCUCAACUCUGCCCAGCUCAACCUGCACAUCGCCAAGCUCUGCCUCGCUUUGUGUGUCAGUGGAAACAACCUACUCAACAUCUGUAAGCUCAUCUUCAAGAUCAGCCGCCAUGAAAUCAACGACAUUCUCUUCCAGGACAACUCAAUCAUAGGCUCUCUGCUGGCCGUGCUGUGUAAUGAGGAUGUGUCUGCCUCUGGCGAGGCGUUACUGUACUGUGUUGGCACUUUGAAAUUUCUCUCUGGAAACACUGCAAUCCUCCAACAUAUCCUGGACAACAACUGCAUCGGUGUGGCUCAGCAGCUCCUCCAGAAGCUCAGCAGAGUCAAAGACACCCACACCCCUGUGGCAGGACACAUUCUUGUGCAGCUCACAGCAACUCUGAGGAACCUUGCCGAACACCCCAGGUCCAGGCCGCUCUUUGUCUCCUGUAUAUUACCAGAGCUCUGCGUGGUGCUGCGUCAACAUGGCAGUGACCAAGACAUCUGCAUGAACAUUUCCAGAAUAUACAGUAAACUCUCAUGUUAUGUGGAGUGUCACCUCGCACUGGUCCAGGCCCCUGGCUGCUGCCAGCUAUUUAUAGAAUUGCUGAGCAAACAUCACCAAAAACAGGACCUCAUUGUGCGUCUUCUUUUUACCCUGGGGAACCUCACCUCCAAAAGCCAUGAUGUUCGGGAGCUGCUCUUCCAGUGCGAAAACUGUGUAGACACCCUGCUACAGCUGUACAACCACUACCAGCAAAGACGCAUACCACACACACUUACACAGAGAGGUCCACAGUCGGCAAGCAAGUCUCCGACCUGUCAGGUUACUCUGCGGGAGGAUGAGGACGUGUUGGUGAAGCUGGUCAGGGUGCUGGCAAACAUGUGCAUCCAUCCUGCCGUUGGCCCAGCACUGGCCACUAAUGCAGCCUGCGUUCACCUGCUGAUGGAAACACUCGAGCUGAGGUCCGUGCAGGAGAGCGAGGAGCUGCUGGUGAAUGUGGCCUCAACCAUCAACAACAUGGCCUUCUACCAGGAAGAAAGAUCUGCAAUCCAACGCAAUCGGCUCACCAUCGCCAAGUUGAUGCUGAAGUUGGUGCUGAGCUCGAGUGUGGACGCCAUUCUCGUGGCUACUCGUGUUUAUGGAAACUUGACACAGUCCAAGGAUGUGCGGGAUUACAUCAUGCAAAACAAAGUUCACCAGUUUGUCGUGACGCUGCUGGACUCCAAAAGCACUGAGGUGUGUUUUGCAGCCUGUGGGGUGCUCACCAAUGUAGCUCAGGACCCACCCAACAGGAUCGCACUCUCACUGGAGGGGGCUGUUGCCAAACUGACUGACUGUCUGAGAGACUUGGGAGCUGGGAACUGGCAGCUAGCUGGUCAGGUUUGUCAGGCUUUAUGGAACAUGGUCGGGAGCAGCUCAGACACCCCACUGGACACACAGGAGAUGGAGAUGCUGCUGGACAUCCUCAACACAUACUUAGGUGUAGAGGAUGCUCUGAAGUGGACAGAAAAUGAAGACGGGAGGGCAUGCUGGGAGUCAGAAUUUCUUCCAGUCGCUCAGAACCUGGUAAAGGUGCUCACGUCACAACAUCAUAUGGCCUAAAAAAGUCGGAGAUACUUCUUAAAUGUUGCAUUUACAAAUAAAUAAUUAAAAAACUCUUGGGUCUUAACAGAGGUUACGAGUUCACUAUGAUUUUAGUACAUUGUUCAAAAUGUUGGGACCACUGAAUUUUUAAAAGCAGGUUUUUCCCAUUUUCUCUUAAUUCAUGUUUAAUGUAUUUGCAAUGUACGCCUAAUCUAUGAAUGAUGCACACAUUUGUAUGCACUUUAAUGUUGAUACCAAUAAAGCUUGCAGAAGCCUCAAA